Molecule: messenger RNA, 628 nt
Organism: Moneuplotes crassus
Lineage: Eukaryota; Ciliophora; Spirotrichea; Euplotida; Euplotidae
Source: the annotation of a GenBank genome assembly
GGGUAUUAUGUACACAAGUGGGAUUGAAGAUUGUACUCCAAUUCCUGAUGAGUAUCAUGAAGAAGAAAAAUGCUCGAUAAAUGCCACUGUUCAUGAGGAGCUUAACAAGAAUGACAUCUCAUCAAAGAAAGGGAACAUUAAGUAUAAUGAGUACAACAAGUUCUUAAAAGAACUGAAAGAGUUAGCUAAACCAUCGAUGCCGAUGAGGCCAAAGCCCAAGAAGCUCUUUGUGCCAAGACCCAGGAUGAAGAAGUGGAACACUAGAGACUGAAGAGCAACUAAAAUUGACCAUUUUAAGUUCAACAAACCUCCUCUUGGAAGCAGGGUUAGCCAAAAUAGCUGUUUUAAGUUUGGAAGUUCUCCUAAACGUAAAAAUCAAAAGCCUAAGAAGCAAGUUCGGAGAAAUUUUUCAACAGAUUCCACAUUCAGGUCCCAAAGCAAUAAUCCCCGAAACCCCAGGAUGCGUAAAUGGCUGACUAAACCAGUCAUAAUAGGGAGGACUCCGUCCAAGUACCGAGUUGUGUAUGAAAACAAUAAGUCUAGACUACUCUUAGAAGACAGUGAAGAAGAGGUUCGAAAUAAGCAUUGCCGUGUUGCGUUCAUAAAAUAACUUGUUCUAAAAUUUCAC